AAACAAGAUAUUUGUGUAGGACUUAGAUUCUUUCUCAUAUAGAGAAAUAUUGUGAAAAUUAUCAAGCUACCAUUUUCUUUGAAGGUAUCUGGAAUAUUAAUUCCAAGCCUAGAAGAUUUUUGAAGAUGAUACUUUCAUUCAUCUCCUUUGCUGGAAGCUGCCGGUCAGCUGUGCAUGGCUUCUCACACAGGAGUGGCAGGGCUCAGCCUCCUCUACCCACAGUAGUACCAUCAUAAGUCAGCAGGCCUGAGUUACAUCUCAGGGUCUGUGACUGAGUAAUUAUCUAUGUUGCAACACACGUCAUUUCAAUGUUUUCUUUCUUAGUCUCUUCAUAUUUAAAUGGUUUAUAUAUGGUCCUGGCUCAAACUCAGACUACAAAGGCAGAUGAAAAUGACAGGGAAAAUUUUAUCUAAAUAGUUCAAAGCUUUCCCAAGGUUACGGUAAAUCUUUGACUCUAAUACAUUUGAAGCAAGCAAUUGUUACUGAAAUAUAAAGCAUUUUUUGGAAAUCAUCGAGGCAUCCACCCUAAUCCAACUCUAACCCUCUAACUCUAACUCCUUAAACCAAAGCCCUAUCUUUCUAACUCUAACCUAAUCCUGCUAACCCCAACCUGACACCUCAGCCCUAACCCCCUAACUCUGGCCCAAGCCUCAUCCUCGCCCAACCCUAAACAUCAAACUUUUUAAACAGAGGGCCAAUUCACUGUCCCUCAGACCGCUGGAGGGCCGGACUAUAGUUUUUUAAAAAAAACUAUGAACAAAUUCCUAUGCACACUGCACAUAUCUUAUUUUGAAGUAAAAAACAAAACGGGAACAAAUACAAUUCACACCGCUUCAUGUGGCCCGCGGGCCGCAGUUUGAGGACGCCUGCCUAAACCAGACCCUAGCUCCUACCCUACCUAUUCACACUCAUCUAAUCUCAAUCCUAACCCGUACCCUAACCCUUACACCUGACUUGGACCGUAACUCUAGCCUCCAUCCUCUAACCCUAACCCGUAGUCCUCGCCCCACCCCUACGUAGCCCUAACCCUCUAACCGUAAGCCUGACCCUGAUCUUAACCAGACCGUCAGGGAUCCGCCCUCCCGAAUGGCUCAGCGUCCCUGCGGCGGCUAGGGCACAGCACCCCGGAAGACGCCGAGGCCCGGAUGCAGCCCGCUCCGCCCGGUCCUGGAGGCGCGGCUGCCUCCCGCACCCCGCAAGACAUGUGCGCAGAUCCCGGUCUACCCUCCCGGGCGCCCAGCAGCCUGGCGUCUCCCACUCCUCGCUCCUCCGCCAGCGGCACCCCCUGCCAGGCGCCCCAAGUCCGGGAACUAAACCGUGGCCCGACUGAGGACCGAGACCCGAUCGGCCAGUAGAAGCGCGGCUCGCAAGUAGCGGUGCAAGGAGCGAGCCCACGCCGGGAGAUUUUUUUUUUGUCCCGCCUCCUCACUCAUCCUCCAAUCGCUUCUCUCGAUGCCCGCCCGCCCCUGGGAUUCGUUUCCGGUUCCGCCUCUUGCCUUCCGGUCUGGUGGACUUCCGCGUUCCGGCUUGGCAGUGGGGGGGACUUCCGGUGGUGGCCAGAGGACUGGACGUCGCAUGGCUUCGCAGGCCUCGCUGGUGGAGCUGGGCUUCGCCGAAGAAGCGCCGGCGUGGCGGCUGCGUAGCGACCAGUUUCCCAGCAAGGUGGGCGGGCGGCCGGCGUGGCUGGGCGAGGCCGGGCUGCCGGGGCCCGGGGCCCUGGCCUGCGCGCUGUGCGGGCGCCCGCUCGCCUUUCUGUUGCAGGUGUACGCACCGCUUCCCAGUCGCACCGAUGCCUUCCACCGCAGCCUCUUCCUCUUCUGCUGCCGCGAGCCGCCGUGCUGCGCCGGCCUGCGAGUUUUUAGGAAUCAGCUACCCAGGAAAAAUGACUUUUACUCUUAUGAGCCACCUUCUGAGAAUCCUCCUCCAGAAACAGGAACAUCUUUGUGUCUCCAGCUUAAGUCUGGUGCUCAUCUCUGCAGGGUUUGUGGCUGUUUAGGCCCCAAAACUUGCUCCCGAUGCCAUAAGGUGCAUUACUGUGGUAAGGUGCAUCAAGCUCUGGACUGGAGGUCAGGACAUAAGCAGGCAUGUUCACAGCCAGAUUUUUUGAAUCAUGGAAUUCCAGACCACAAUUUUCUUUUUCCAGAAUUUGAAAUUAUAAUAGAAACAGAAGAUGACAUUACGCCUGAAGUUAUGGGAGAGGAAGAUGCUACAGAGAUUGUGGGGAGCAUGGGCGAAACACUUGAGGAAGAACUAGAUUCCAUGGCGAAACAUGAAUCCAGGGAAGAUAAAAUUUUCCAGAAGUUUAAAACUCAUACAGCCCUUGAUCCAGAACAGAUUCUCAGAUAUGGCAGAGGUCUUGCCCCCAUCUGGAUUUCUGGUGAAAACAUCCCUGAAGAAAAGGAUAUUCCAUAUUGCCCCUGUGGUGCCAAGAGAAUAUUUGAAUUCCAGGUCAUGCCUCAGCUGCUGAACUACUUGAAGGUGGAUAGGCUGGGCACAAGUGUGGACUGGGGUGUUCUGGCUGUCUUCACCUGUGCUGAGAGCUGUAGCUUGGGUACUGGCUAUACAGAGGAAUUUGUUUGGAAGCAAGAUGUAACAGACACACCUUAAAGGCAUCUUAAAGCUUUAAAAAAUGUUAAUGAUCUCUUAUACCUUACAAUUCCACUUCUAGGACUUUAUCCUAAGUAAAUUAACUGUACCAGAAAUAGAGGUACAGAGAUGU
Nycticebus coucang (slow loris) is the source of this 2719-nucleotide messenger RNA. RefSeq names its product programmed cell death 2 (gene PDCD2). The transcript has 6 exons. The coding region runs from base 1453 to 2607 and encodes 384 amino acids. Gene Ontology annotation, cellular component: nucleus; cytoplasm. Lineage: Eukaryota; Metazoa; Chordata; Mammalia; Primates; Lorisidae. The record is from RefSeq and is a predicted model, not a curated record.